Blastomyces gilchristii SLH14081 is the source of this 3266-nucleotide messenger RNA. RefSeq lists its product as uncharacterized. Gene Ontology annotation, biological process: mitochondrial respiratory chain complex I assembly. Bases 849 to 1973 code for a protein of 374 amino acids. NCBI's taxonomy places the organism in Eukaryota, Fungi, Ascomycota, Eurotiomycetes, Onygenales, Ajellomycetaceae. Gene Ontology annotation, molecular function: S-adenosylmethionine-dependent methyltransferase activity. The record is from RefSeq and is a predicted model, not a curated record. The transcript has 2 exons. Gene Ontology annotation, cellular component: mitochondrion.
CGGAUCAAAGGUUCGGUCUUCGUCAUCGGUAUCGGGGUCUAGUCGUUGACCGCUAAGUGUGAUAUUUGAAAGGUCCCUUGAGAGCCUGUUUGUAGGGAGCGCAGGAGUGCUCGGCGUCUCUGCGCAGGGACACGAUAUGAACGUGUAGGGAAAAGGACGAGCCAUUAUCUGGCAGCUCAAAAUACAGGGCUUUUGACAAGAGCUAGCAAAAUCACUCUCAUGCUUUGAGGAACCGCAAUUGUGUUUGUUGACCUGUCGAUCAGAAGUCGAGGACGUAUUUAGAAUAUAGUGCGAGUCUCUUCCUGACGUAAAAUGCGUGUGUUUGAUUCCAAAUCGAAAUAUUACGUGCGCAUAUCCCAAUAGAACCUAUCCAUUUAUCGAAUGGCUACGUCCUUAGCUAAAUGUCAACGUCGAGGGGGAAGCGGAGGGUUGGCGAUGAGUUAGCCGUGUGCGCAAAAGCCAAAUGAAUAUAACAGCUGUAAAUGCAGCGAGUGUCGAUAUCCAGAAAUCUGCGCAAAGUGAGAAUCAGUAUAUAGUCCCUCACCAUGAGACUGUAGGGCUGUUGUGGUGGUAUUGUUUACCCUCGUAGUUCUGUUAUUUAUUUAUUCGUGGGCUGGCAUGCGGUGGUGAUUGUGGUUGAGAGUUUCUGCCAUUGUGAACAGGAGCUGCAAAAUUUCCCCUUCCACCGGCGACGUCACCAAGUAAAUAAGGUCGCGGACAACGAAACCAAUUUGCUUUCCUUUCUCUUCAUUAUUUACAUCAAUUACAUAUAAUAAUUACUUUAUACCUAUUUUCUCUCCUACCUAACUCUAUUGGCGCCCUUUUUCCCUUUCCGUCUCUAGAGGCCAAUGUCUCUCCGCACCAGGCUGCCAAAGCCUCUCCUUUUUCGGCAAGCAUUAAGCGCAGCUAGAAGAGGGUAUGCAGUACAGGCUCCCGGAGCACCAACACUGGAAGUUUUCAAUCGUAGGACGAAACUUCUGCAAAAGGAGCGGGUGGGCAAAAAUGUCGAGCUCAGCCGUAAGGUUGACUAUCUCAAAGACGAGGUCGCAUUUCGCCUGAGUGAGCGGCUACUUGACAUCAACCGCCAUUUCCCUAAUGUCCUCGACCUGGGCGCAAACAGUUGCAAUAUCGCGAAAGCACUCACGCAGCCAGUGCCUCCUCCCCAGCAGGAACAAAUAGAAGCAGGAGAUCAAUCGCAGGAGCAAGAGCCGUCUACAAAAACGCCGGCAUCAUCACCGCAUCCCACCACUAUCGGAAGUCGAAUUUCAACGCUAACAUGCAUCGACGAAUCCUCUUCCCUCCUCUACCGCGAUGAAGACCUCCCAUUCAAUUCCCAGCUGAAAAUUACACGUCAGGUGGUCCCCACUCUCGAAUCUCUCCCCUUCGAACCCAACACUUUCGACGCGGUCCUCUCCUCUCUCUCGAUCCAUUGGAUAAAUGACCUCCCCUCUCUCCUCACCCAAGUAAACCAUAUCUUAAAGCCAGACAGCCCAUUCAUCGCCGCAAUGUUUGGCGGUGAUACGCUCUUCGAGCUACGCACAUCUUUACAACUAGCGGACCUUGAACGGCGCGGAGGAGUUAGUCCGCAUAUCUCCCCCUUAGCUGACGUCCGGGAUAUUGGGGGAUUGCUCGGCAAAGCUGGCUUUAAGCUGCUCACGGUUGACGUGGAGGAUAUUGUCGUAGAGUAUCCGGACACGUUUGCUUUGAUGACUGAUUUACAGGCAAUGGGCGAGAAUAACGCGAUUCUGCGACGUGAGGCUGGGCCGAUAUCAAGGGAUGUUUUGCUAGCUUGUGAUGCUAUAUAUAGGGAGCUACAUGGGGAAGAGGGAAGGGAAAGGAUCCCUGCUACGUUCAGGUUGAUAUAUAUGAUUGGAUGGAAAGAAGGGGCAGGGCAGAAGCAGCCUCUGGCUCGUGGAAGCGGAGAAGUGAAUCUGAAGGAUAUACUUGGAGGAGGCGACUUUGGGCAAGGGUGAAAUUAAGCACCCGUGGCAUUUCCUUGAAUAGCUCACUGGUAAUGGGAAAUUCUGCGAGUAAAAGAGGAUGCUCCUCAUUGAGAUCUAUGUUUGAACUAAUAACUGCUCAAAGAGAACUUUUACCUACCUAGCGCUCCUGUAAAUAGCAAAAUUACAUCCAUGACCCCCCCCCCCCUCUCCCUUAGAAUAGCCUUUUCCUCCCGUUAUUUCUUUCAAACCGUCCUUCGAUCUGUCAUGACCCGAACAAUUGAUCCAACCCCAACAAUAUCAACCAAUUUCUCAUGCCAGCUCAAGAAUACGCUCAUUUGUUGUCCGCCGCCUCCCUCCCCAAGAUUCCGGCCCUGUAUUUGUGAAAAUCCAGUACUCUGUGGUGACAGCGAUGAUUUCUUCGACGGCGAGAGGCUCCCAGAUGAAAGCGAAGCCAUCCCUUUAUAUCUACCACCAAGCAUUAAAUGUCAGUAUUGUACAUGUACUUACCAAAGCACAACCCAAACUCAAACUUAGGUAGAAAUAGAACUAGAAACACCACUCACAAGUACUUCAUCAAACAAUCCCCUCUCUCCGCCCCGCCAUCCCCAGCACACACGCCCUCAAGCACCCUCGUCAUCUCUCCCUGUCUUAUGCCCCCCAACACCUCUACAACGGUAGCUAAAUGGACCUCCUUCGCCCUAUCAUCGCCGCCCAACGGCGCUGUGUCAAGUACAUGGCGCAAUGCCCCCUCCGAGUCGCCGGACCGGAGCAGUUGGCGGACCUGCGAGCCGAUGCUAGCGGCCGUGCUGGAGGUUGUGGGUGCAGGAAUGUUGCCUGGUAAAAGGGUCUCUAGGGGGAAGUUUACGGAGGAGUCUGGGUCGAUGCUGUCGACAUCGACGGUGCGAUAGUUUAUGAGGGACAUUGUGCGGUUGGUGGGGGCAGUGGUGGUUUCGUGGAGGGAAGGUUAGGCUGGGGCCUUGAUGCGCGGGGCCGUGUUGGGUGGUUUCCACCCCGCCGGUGAGCAGUUGAUCUGUUUGGUAUUAUCGAGAGGAGAGGUUGGUGCUAUUCACCAAAAACGGGAAGGGUAUUUCAUUUGUUCAGGGAAUAAGGCUAAUAGAUGGAGUUGGGUGUUGCCCUUGGAGGGAAGGUGGUUUAUGUCAGCGGCCGGCGGAUGCAUAAUGCCAAGCCCCUGCCAAGCCAGAGAAACCCACGGGGUUUGUACGGAGUACUUCCUAAUUACUAUCACUACUAACUACUAAGAGUUAAAUUACUUUGAGACUAGUGAAUGUUGAUUAGAAGUCUCAAAAGUUUCAAACUUCUUGC